This is a messenger RNA of Anguilla anguilla (European eel), 2214 nucleotides long. RefSeq names its product adenosylhomocysteinase like 2b (gene ahcyl2b). The record is from RefSeq and is a predicted model, not a curated record. Gene Ontology annotation, biological process: L-methionine cycle. Gene Ontology annotation, cellular component: cytosol. Lineage: Eukaryota; Metazoa; Chordata; Actinopteri; Anguilliformes; Anguillidae. The transcript is spliced from 17 exons. Bases 75 to 1874 code for a protein of 599 amino acids.
CCUUUGCGUCUACGCCGUCCUCCUCAACUCGUAUCCGUUUGUGUUGGAAAAAAGGACUUUGUGAAAUUGUAGCGAUGUCAGUACAGGUUGUUGCAGCGAAAAUGGCCGAGGUCGAGCUGAACGACAUUCCCACCAAAGAGUUGGUACCUGUAUCCCCAGUGACACCAAAAGCUGAGGAUAAGGGGCUAAACAAAAAUGAAACGAAUCCCGUCGCGGCUACUUCGUCUGUGGCUCCUGCGCCGGAGACUGUGAGAGGGGACCCUAGCCCUUCGCCAACCCCUUGCCCGAACCCCGUGAAGAUGCCGCAGGCGUCCGCUAUGAAGCGAACAGACCCACAGCAAAACGGGGAAGCUUUCCUAAACCGCGAUGGUACGGUAGCCGAAGCCCCAAGGAUGAAAAAGCAAAUCCAGUUUGCAGACCAGAAGCAGGAGUUCAACAAGCGCCCCACCAAGAUCGGCCGCCGCUCCCUGUCUCGCUCCAUCUCUCAGUCCUCCACAGACAGCUACAGCUCAGCGGCCUCCUACACGGACAGCUCCGACGACGAGACCUCUCCCCGGGACAAGCAGCAGAAGAACUCCAAGGGCAACUCCGACUUCUGCAUCAAGAACAUCAAGCAGGCCGACUUCGGUCGCCGCGAGAUCGAAAUCGCCGAGCAAGAGAUGCCAGCGCUCAUGGCUCUGAGGAAGAGAGCUCAGGGAGAGAAACCACUGGCUGGAGCCAAAGUGGUGGGCUGUACACACAUCACUGCCCAGACUGCUGUGCUGAUGGAGACCCUGUCUGCUCUGGGUGCCCAGUGCAGGUGGGCCGCCUGCAACAUCUACUCCACCCAGAACGAGGUGGCGGCUGCUCUGGCAGAGGGAGGCUUCUCGGUGUUUGCAUGGAAGGGGGAGUCGGAGGAUGAUUUCUGGUGGUGUAUCGACCGAUGUGUGAACCUGGAGGGCUGGCAGCCCAACAUGAUUCUGGAUGACGGAGGAGACCUGACCCACUGGAUCUAUAAGAAAUACCCCAACAUGUUCAAGAAGAUCAAGGGCAUCGUGGAGGAGAGCGUCACCGGGGUUCACAGGUUGUACCAGCUGUCCAAGGCCGGGAAGCUUUGCGUCCCCGCCAUGAACGUCAACGACUCCGUGACCAAGCAGAAGUUCGACAACCUGUACUGCUGCAGAGAGUCCAUUCUGGACGGGCUGAAACGCACCACAGACGUGAUGUUCGGAGGCAAACAGGUGGUGGUGUGUGGAUAUGGAGAGGUGGGGAAAGGGUGCUGCGCUGCUCUGAAGGCCAUGGGCUCCAUAGUGUACGUGACCGAGAUCGACCCCAUCUGCGCCCUGCAGGCCUGCAUGGACGGCUUCAGGCUGGUGAAGCUGAAUGAAGUCAUCCGGCAGGUGGACAUCGUCAUCACCUGCACAGGCAAUAAGAACGUGGUGGUGAGGGAGUACCUGGACCGCAUGAAGAACGGCUGCAUCGUGUGUAACAUGGGCCACUCCAACACCGAGAUCGACGUGGCCAGCCUGCGGACCCCGGAGCUGACCUGGGAGCGUGUGAGGUCACAGGUGGACCACGUCAUCUGGCCCGACGGCAAGAGGAUAGUGCUGCUCGCUGAGGGUCGCCUCCUCAACCUGAGCUGCUCCACAGUGCCCACCUUUGUGCUGUCCAUCACCGCCACUACCCAGGCUCUGGCUCUCAUAGAGCUGUACAACGCUCCUGAAGGUCGCUACAAACAGGACGUCUACCUGCUGCCUAAAAAAAUGGACGAGUACGUGGCGAGCCUGCACCUGCCGACGUUCGACGCGCACCUGACCGAGCUGUCCGACGAGCAGGCCAAGUACCUGGGGCUCAACAAGAACGGCCCCUUCAAGCCCAACUACUACAGGUAUUAACCUACUUCCGAAAAGGCGACUCAACCCUAAAGAAAUAUCAAGACUGCACAACCCUACCGACCAAGAUCUGAGGGGAGGAGAGAGAGCGGCGUUUCCUGGGAGACGCCCAUGGGCGGAGCUGGUGGCGUUUAGUGGGGGCGGAGCCAGCGCCACAGCAGAUUUAUUUAUUUCAGCUACAAUACCGUACCCCGUACCCAAACCUCCAAUCACCACAGUCCCUCCGGGAUCCUCCCACUCUCUUUACCUUACACGUCAGUCCUGCUUCUCCUCUAGAGAUCUCACCAUCAAAUUAACACUAGACAUGACUUCUAAAAAAAAUACACGUGCAAAUUUUCCAGUC